AUGGGGUUCAGCUGGAGCGAACUUCUGGAAAGGUUGUUGCGGAAAAAAGCGAUCGACUCGUCGGCGGAAAUUGCAAACGUCCCGAUAUCUGGGUCAUUGUCAAAAUGUCUGUCCACCAUGGAUUUAGUUUCGCUAGGCGUCGGAAGCUGCAUUGGUACUGGUAUGUACGUGGUGUCCGGUUUAGUCGCCCGUAACGUCGCCGGUCCCGCUGUCAUUUUGUCGUUCAUGAUAGCUGCAUUUGCCUCCAUUUUGUCAGGUGUAUGCUAUGCUGAGUUUGGAGUGCGUGUACCGAAAACUACGGGCUCUGCAUAUAUGUACAGUUACGUUACAGUGGGAGAGUUCUGUGCCUUUAUCAUUGGCUGGAACCUCAUCUUGGAAUAUCUAAUUGGUACCGCCGCCGGCGCAAGCGCGUUGAGCAGCUGUUUUGACUCCCUAGUUCAUCACAAAAUUAGCCAUUUUAUGUUGGAUAAUGUAGGCCAGUUCGGCAUUCACACCAAGUCAUACCCAGAUCUGCUGGCUUGUGUCAUUGUGAUCGUCAUGACACUGGUAAUCACCGCAGGCGUUAAGAAAUCAGUAGGCUUCAACAACGCCCUCAACGCCCUCAACGUAGCUGUCUGGGUGUUCAUCAUGGUGGCUGGUCUAUUUUAUGUGAAAAGUGAGAACUGGACCGACGGAUUUAUGCCAUAUGGGUUUUCUGGGGUAAUUACUGGAGCUGCCACGUGUUUUUAUGCAUUUAUUGGAUUUGAUAUCAUCGCUACAACUGGUGAAGAAGCCAGACAACCGAGCAAAUCCAUCCCGAUUGCCAUAGUAUUAUCACUAUUGAUCUGCCUAACAGCAUACGUCUCUGUCAGUAUUAUUUUAACGUUGAUGGUACCUUACUACGAUAUCAGCCCGGAAUCGCCGCUUCUGGAGAUGUUUGUACAGAAUGAUGCUUACUCUGCCAAGUAUGUGGUCGCCAUUGGUGCUAUUUGCGGUCUUACUGUCAGUCUGUUAGGCUCACUGUUUCCAAUGCCUCGAGUUAUGUACGCCAUGUCUUCCGAUGGACUCCUUUUCAGAUUUAUGAGUCGUAUCAAUGACGUCACCAAAACACCGGCAAUUGCAACAAUUAUAUCAGGCUUUAUCGCUGCUAUAAUGGCCUUAUUAAUUGGACUGCAAGAUUUAAUUGAAAUGAUGUCCAUCGGAACUUUGCUUGCGUAUACAAUUGUAUCCAUGUGUGUUCUCAUUUUACGUUAUCAACCGCACGUGGACAGCGGCUUCGCGCUUCAGACCACCUCGGAAUACGAUAUUGUUGAAGAAGAAGAGGAAGACGCCCUCGCCCGGCAGAAAAAAGAAGCCCAAGCUGCAAUGUAUGCCGGGGAGGAAUCCGUGCUGAAGGAAGCUGGGCCAGAGAAACUGAUCCCUAAAACCGACUCGGAGCAGGACGAAGCUCCGAAGAUGCGCUACGGUGCUGUUGAACCAGAACCGGACAAUUUCAAAACAUACAACGAAGCAAACUUCACGCUCUCCCGCCUGCGCGAGGGGGCCUAUAAAUCGUACCACCAGGGCCGCAAUCUCAUCGGUUUGCCCGACAAGAGUCAGCUACCUACGGCCCACAGUGGCAAACUGGUCACCUAUCUAACGUUGUUUCUCUUCGCUGUCAUAUUUGUGUUUAGCUCACUGGUAAUUUACGGUCGUUCAUACCUCCAGAGUGGCAACGCCUGGCUUAUUAUCUUAGUUAUCAUCUUCUUAGGUUUAAUCUUCUUCUGUAUAUUGAAGAUUUACCAACAGCCACAGAAUCCGGAGAGAUUAAAGUUCAUGGCCCCUUGUGUGCCAUUUCUACCAAUUGUAGCCAUGUUUAUAAAUAUUUACUUAAUGCUUAAGUUGUCUUACCUGACGUGGAUACGUUUCGCCAUUUGGCUUAUUGUAGGUUUUGUUAUAUACUUUGGGUAUGGUAUAUGGAAUAGUAAUCUUGCCACCAGGUGUAGCGACAUCAGCAGGGUGACGAAGGAUGGCAAAGAUACACUAAUACUUGACAAUACGAUGCCACAGAUGACGACGGAAUCCAGUGUGAUACCUGCACACGCUGACACAGAGAAGGUUCCACUUGAACCAGAACAAGAGGGAUACCAGAACCAACAGACAGCUGAACCAUAAACGAAGUCAACCUUGUUAAUAUAUAUUUCUGAAAUACACACACACACACACUGUUAAAAAUACGUAAAAUAUAAAGAAAGAAAUCUGUUGUAUUACAGCAAAGGGAGACGCCAUAGAGGGCGCUGUCCCUGGUUGGCCAUCAAGUCCUAGCACUGAGUACCAAUAGAAGAAAUCCUUGUUUGUUUAUUUCGGGCAGAAAUUAUGGCGCCUAUUUCCGUUCAACAUAUGAAACUACUGAGCACAGAACCCCCAGAAAACGAAAGGUGUGCUGAGCGGUCAUUAACUAGUAGUAUAAUCUUAUGAGAUUCCAUACACUCAGCGCAACAAAGGUAUUCCCAUCAUCUUUAUAUAUAUUUAUAGACUUCAAUAGCAGUUUAGUCCAACCAGCCAAUCAACGAGCAACGCGUGCAACAACGGUAUUUGAAAACGUUCUUCACUCUGCCAAUAGAAACCUCUCCUUUUCAGUGGGAAUUAUAACAUUUAUAAAUAUUUAUAAAGCUAAAGAUAAUGCAUUUGAUGCGCCGAGAGUACUAUAUUUGGCUGUUUUCCAUUCAGAAAUAUGUCCCACACUUCGAUUUAUAUGCAUUUUGGGUCACACUUUC
Saccoglossus kowalevskii is the source of this 2735-nucleotide messenger RNA. Its product is annotated as solute carrier family 7 member 14. Gene Ontology annotation, biological process: amino acid transport; transmembrane transport. Gene Ontology annotation, cellular component: plasma membrane. Gene Ontology annotation, molecular function: amino acid transmembrane transporter activity. The record is from RefSeq and is a predicted model, not a curated record. NCBI's taxonomy places the organism in Eukaryota, Metazoa, Hemichordata, Enteropneusta, Harrimaniidae.